GCCGCGACGGGUGCAUCUCGCGGCAGUUCGCGGUCGUCCUCUAAGGCAGGCUCAUUAGUCGCUCUGAACAUCCCCGGCCGCGGCGGACACACGUUUUUCACACAUACUUUCACCUCGCUUGCCGAUCCAUUUUCCCUCGAUCCCCCGCCUCUUCCGCGCCCCGACUGCUUAGACGGAUCGCUUAGCCCGAUCGCUUAGAUCCUCUCGCUAUUUCAAUUUUUCACCCUCGAUCGAGUCAAACCCCUCUGACGAUCCGGAGGGUGAGAUCACUCUCGGUCGGAUGGACUCUGGCACACGUGCGAGUGGCCGCGCUCGGCUGAACCGCGCGUGUUUCUCAGCGUUCGAUCUACGCGCGUAGAUCUCCCCCUCUCGCGAUCCCCCAGAGAGAGAGAGAGAGAGAGAGAGAGAGAGAGAUUGAUGCCGGUUUCGACAGCACCUUGUCACCAUUGUCAUCUGCCGUCCCGUUGAUAUCCGAUCGCGCCGGAAGUUAGCUGUCCCCAAUAUCGCGUUAUUUCCGGGAUCGUUCGCGCGAGUCCAAGUGCGGGGAGGCCCGUAGAAGAAGCUGAACCGAGUGAAACGAGGCGACGUCGUCCGCGACGCGCGACCCGGACGGGAAGGUCGUGUAGGCGUCGAGGUUGGCCGGGGUUGUCGACACGACGACGGCGGCGGCGACGGCGGUGGCGGCGGCGGCGGCGGCGGCGGCAGCAGCGGCGGCACGUUGCGUUCGCGUUUCGGCUGCUAAUGGUCGAAACGUCAAUCCGUCACCUCACGCUCAAGUUCCCGAUGCUGCAGCCGCCGUCUCCCCUCCUGGAGAUGGCGUCCCUGCGACUACCAGACUCGGAGGAGUUCGACGUUGAUACGCGCCGCAGGAGUAACAACGUGCCGGCGAGCACGACAGUCGUCGCGCCGCCGGGUACCGGCACCCUCCUGCAGAUGCGGAACGAUCUCGGCGAUUAUCUCAGCAACCUGAUCACGGAGGCGAUCGCGACGACGACGAGCCCGCGUGCCACGAUGGAGGAUCACCAUCACCAGCACCAGGUCCACGCCGGCCUGUUCAACGCCAGCAAGAACCUAUCGGCGCUCGAGUACGCCCCCGAUCGGCUCUACAGACACAGCAUGGCCAUGUCGGCGGUCUACUGCGUGGCCUACGUGGUGGUCUUCGUGGUCGGCCUGAUCGGCAACAGUUGCGUGAUCGCCGUGGUGUACCGGUCGCCCCGCAUGCGGACCGUCACCAAUUUCUUCAUCGUCAACCUCGCGGUGGCCGACGUCCUCGUCAUCGUCUUCUGCCUGCCGGCCACGUUAGUCAGCAACAUCUUUGUCCCGUGGAUCCUGGGAUGGUUCAUGUGCAAAGCGGUCGCUUAUAUACAGGGCGUCUCCGUGGUAGCCUCCAUCUACAGCCUGGUCGCGGUCUCCCUUGACAGGUUCUUGGCGAUUUGGUGGCCGCUAAAAUGUCAAAUCACGAAACGGCGAGCUCGCAUGAUGAUCGUCGUGAUCUGGUUCAUCGCCCUGACCAUGACGUCGCCCUGGUUGCUGUUCUUCGACUUGGUUUCCAUCUACGACGACGAUCCGGACUUGCGUCUCUGCAUAGAAACGUGGCCGCAUCCCAAAGAUGACACGCUGUUCUUCGUGAUUGGCAAUCUAACUCUUUGCUACGUGCUGCCGAUGAUACUCAUAUCCCUUUGCUACAUUCUCAUUUGGAUCAAGGUGUGGCGCAGGCAUAUACCCACCGAUACCAAGGACGCCCAGAUGGAGAGGAUACAGCAGAAGUCGAAGGUGAAGGUGGUCAAGAUGUUGGUCGUCGUCGUGAUACUCUUCGUGCUCUCAUGGUUGCCUCUUUACGUAAUCUUCGCCGUGAUCAAGCUGGGCGACGUGGCGGAAACGGAGGACGAGAUCCUGCCGAUCGCCACGCCGAUCGCCCAGUGGCUCGGCGCCAGCAACUCUUGCAUAAAUCCGAUCCUCUACGCUUUCUUCAACAAGAAGUACCGUCGCGGCUUCGUCGCUAUCCUGAAGAGCGGCCGAUGCUGCGGCAAGCUCAGGUACUACGAGACCGUUGCGAUGAUGUCCUCCUCGACGAGCAUGAGGAAGUCCUCCUACUACGUCAACAAUAACAACAACAACUCGUCGACGAGGCGUGCCUGGCACGGACCGCCGGUCCACCAAGACAGCAAUGUUUCCUACAUAUUUAAUCACACCGGCGUGUAAUUGUAGUCGCGUGAGAGUAGCCCUGAGAUUAGCCUCGCUUUAUUGCGCAGAUUUAAUAUUGAUCCGAUCGAUAAACUGAAGUAGAACGCGGUGGCCUUUGUAUCUCGAUCGACCGUCCUUACGGUCGAAUCCGAAAUCUGGCCGAAGUCAGAGCCAGUCCGAGAAUUACGGAUCAUCUUGCGGAUGAUCGACAUGAUUGUUACUCGGGCCGGAAGUCGCUGACGGAAAGACGGGACGGAAACAGAAGAAGAGACUCCCUUUCCUAGCAGACCAUGAAAUCACAUUGUGAACGUCGCCCUGCCAUAUUGUCCUCUUAAGACAUUGUUAUUUGGAUUUUUGUCACAAUGUUAGCCACUGCGUACACACAAUAAGCCCUAGUUGUUAAGACGAGUUCGCCGCUGCGAGCGCGCGGUUGUGCAUUUGUUCGCCUAACGACACGACGAGGAGGUAGCUUUCUAGGUGAUGCAGGAGGACGGGAUUUACGCUUCAAUGAACCUUAGAACUUAUUCUAUAUCGUUCGGGAUACUAUUUGUACGAUACGUUCGCAAGCGGGGAGCAUAAGUUAAGUCUACCAAUUAAUAAUGUAGAGCGGGAGAUGUGGAGGAGUUUGUUACGAUUGCGGCGGUGCAUGCACCCUUGUGUGUCGAGUACGUAAUUAGCGCGAGAGCGGGUGAGCGUGGAGAUGACGUCGGGGAUGAUGACUCGCGCGAGCGCACGGAUAUACGCGCCGAGUCGAGUCGUUGUCUCUCGUCACCCGGCAGGCACUUCCGUCAUGAGAACAAACAAUUAAGCCGAUCCUCGUCGGCGGGAUACCUUGCGUAAUUAAGGAUGACGGAAGUGGAGGCGUGCGCGCCAAUUAACACGGUGGCGCUUUAUCAAAUGCGGCGCAGCGUGGUGUAAAGGCCUCGAUUUCGAUCCGAUUCCGAUUGGUUCACGCGAGUUGGGGCGGACUGAACAGGACGUUUGGUGAAAUAAAUCGCGUAAGGCUCUGGUAUUAUCUACACCACGUAUCCACGGGUAUCGCAUGUCGCAGGUUCAUUCGUAUACGUUGAGACCACCACCAGUUGCACCAAACUUGAGAUUAGAUAACACGAAGCCGUAGUGAGACGAAAGAGCACGCAGCAAUUUGCAGAAUUGUCAUUAGGACAGUUUGAUAUUCUACUUACGAGGGAGGGAAUUUGUUUAUAUUUUACGGGAGAAAACACACUGAUCGGUAGGUUGUGGCUGGUUUCCUUGUAAGACAAUGACUCACGCCAUUCUCUAUUGUGCAUCUCUAAUGUUGAUUAAACAAUUUUAAUUCUACGAUAUAUUCAUUCUUAUACAGAGCAGAAUAAAAAAAAAAAAGAUUGGAUUAAUAAUAAAUUAAUCGAAUUUUUGUAAACACUACCAGCACACGUAACUUGUCAUGUACCUAAGGUAUAAUUGUUAUAAUUGUAUAAAAUACGUAUAUUUUCUUACCGAGAUGCUAAUCGGCGAUAUUUGUUUGUGGUCCGUGCGACGUCGUUGUUUUCUACAUUUGCGACUUGUGCCAAAGAUCUGGAAAAAAAAAAAAAAAAAUUAUGGCAAUGCAAACGUGUGAGAUAAAGACGUCUCUGAAAGACCGAUCUCCUUUUGUCCGAUUUCGUCCUUAGGACGAUUUUUUAAAAGAAUUUCUUACAUUCUUGUAUCUCAUCACGGGAAAAGUCACGCGAUCGAAUGGCGAUCUGAUUCGCAGUAGAGUGCAUCAUUGUUUAUUAUGCGUUCGUCCUCGUUUUCUUGCUGGAUUAAUUGACAGGGUUUUUUCGAGCUUGAUUCGAGCUUCGCGUUUACACGUCGAGAUUUGUGCGGAUUGUUCCGAGGGUUGUACAAUUCGCGUAGCCUUCUGAAGUUCACGACGUUUGUCGCAGCUUGUCACCUUGUCGCGAUCAUCUGUUGACGAUAAAAGGGAAAAGGCGUACUUUGUUCCAUUGGUAUCGCGCGAUCGAUCAGAUCGCGGAUUUCCGCGCGAUAGAGCAAUCGUGUUUGAUCGCGAAUUACUCGUUACAUUUUUAAGAGCCGAGAGAUGAUCGGCUCUUGCGUUUUUUCCCCUCCCAAAGGGCAGCGGGACUUUACCUUGAAUCCUCGUAGCUGAUAAGAUGGUAACCGCCGGAUUUUAUGAUAGAGCAGAGAUUAUUUUCGUAAGGUUUUUAUACGAGAGAGACAAGGCGAACUGUAGAUUUAACUGCAGAAUUAUUACGUAGCCAUCGAGUCUACUCCAAUUCAUAUCCGCCGGUGGCGAUUAAGUGUAACAAUGAUAAUAAAAUAGGAUAGAAAAGAAUGAAGAAGGGACGCGCCGUGAGGACAACGCGUUCGAUAGUGGCAGCAAUCGACUGGACAGACGUAGGAAACGAUAAGGACUUGAAAUUGAUACGAUUUCUCGCUGUAGGUUCAAAUUUCGAUGCUACAGGCGCUCACACUUGUGCACAUACAUGCGCGCGCAUGAGCGGAAACGAUCUCCGAAUAAUACACGUGAGUUGACGCGUCCUGUAGCAUUGGCAACACCCGCGCCGGAAUUACGUCGGCUGUAACACCCGGCGAUAAUCUCGAGCCGCAGCUAUACAACAACGUGUAUGAAAUGGCGAAUACGUGUAACGAGUAAUCAAGUGUACGGGCAUGAAUAUAACUCACUGUAGUAUGCAUGUAAGGAUCAAACGUAAGUUCUAUCCGCUCUGUCUGCAUGUACGUGCUAUAUAUGUAUACCUACUGUUGCUACGUUGUUAUUAAAUACACACCGACACUCACACGUUUACAGCAGACACGUUCCCAGAUUCAUCGGUUCCGUCGAGGAUCCGUUUUUCGUAUACUGCAGAUUAUUAAUUACUGUUAUUGAUUGGUCAGUCCUUGCCGCAGAAUAUUUUCAACGCGCACACACUUUAACGAACGUUUCAUAACUUUUUGGAGCUUUUGUUUACAAAACUACAAGGCAAUUAAUGAAACGCAAAUCCGUUGCGAGAAUUAUCCUCCCUUCCGCGUUCAAUUUUUUUUUUCACGAUAACUGCAUCGCGUAGUUAUUCUUACGUUAAAUUGUUUAUUAAGAGAAAUAUUUUAAUUAGCGGGGAGAUUAUAUUCGUUGCAUUUAUAAAUUAGAUACACACGAAAAGAUAUUGUAAUAAAUAAAUGUGAAGAAAGCGUUCAGAGAGAGCUAUUGUUGUAAAGUAAAUUUGAUAUUCUGGUAGGUUUGAAUAUUCAAAUAUUUAGAUGUCACUGCAAUUCGAUUUUAAGAUUCAAAUAAUUCAAUUUAAGAUAAAAUAAAUAGUCAAAUAAUUCGAGUGCUCUGAAUAUCGUGCAUAUUUUCUGAUUGAAUAAUUGCCGUAUUUUUGUACUGGUACCAUGUUACAAUAUACUAUUUCCACACUUAUUAGACUUGUGAUACUUUUGACCAAUUUAACACACAGAUUAUCUGUACAUAUUCAGAUAAAUGCAGAUUACAUCUUGAUAUUCAGUACUUGAAAGGUUCAGCUAUUUUGUAUCGGAAAUUUCCUGUUCAAGUUUCAUCGAGUUAUCCAAAUAAUAGAAUUGCUCGAACAUCUACAGCCUAUUCAGCUUAAGUUCUGUCACCAGGACUUACGAGGUGCAAUAAAAAAAGGAUAAAAAAGUUUACGGACCUACCGCUAUAAAAAAAUAAUUGACUAAUCCUGUUCACGGUUAUCCCCUUCUAAGUAAUACCCUUCAGAGUAAUCCCCUUUGACAUUAACUCUUAACUGGUGAUAUGAAAAAAAUUAAGAAAGUUCAGUAUUAUAAUUAAUUUGAUGAGUUUCUUUCCUCAGUUUCCCUCAGUUUCUUUACUUUUUUUAGACUUUUUCAUAUGGUUUUUUAUUUGGUACAUAUAUAAUGUUCAAGAAGAGAAAUAUUUAUUAAAAUCAAUUAUCAUUUGAUUAUCUAUAAAUUUACACAAGAAUCAGAAGAUAAAAUUUAAGCUUUGGAGUUUGAAAAAUCAAGUAUCUUUUCCAAAUUUUCAAGCAACGAUUGUCCAAAAAUCGAUUUUUGUACCUCGUACGGUUGACAUCAAAAUGGUCGAGACAUCUUUUUAGUGAUUCUUGAAAUACCUUCGAUAUCCAAUGGAAGAAUCUGUCUUAUCCAUUUUGACACUAAUACGUUUCAUGAUGUUAUAUAGUAGUAAUACGUGUUCGAGAAAUUCAUAAUCACGCCUUAAUCGCGACAAGUGUCCUGUUGUUAAUAACGCUUUCCCUUAAAUGGAUUUAAUAAUAAUUUAAAAAUUCCCGAUAACAUGAAAUGGAUAACAUUUUACAUAGAACAAAAUACAUUGCUAGCGUCUGCCAGGUAUUUUAUCAAACCUAACUAGGUUAUAACAUAUUGCAAAUACUUAUAACAACGUAUUGUACGAGCGCGUGUACAUUGCACAUUUCUACUUAUUGUUAUCGUUGAUAUAGUAUCAUUUUAUGAGAUUGUUACGAUAACUCAGAAACCUGAAUCACUCACUUAAAAUCGAAUUACGUCGAUAAACAUUUCAAAACUAAUAUAUACAAUUCAAUAAUUAAUGUUUCAUUAACAUUAGCCAUUCAAAACAGAAAAUAUUUUAUAAAUUUGGUCAAUGAUAAAAGCGUGUUCAACGGAUCGCAUUAACGAUAAUUUUCAAGAAAGAUAUUGCUUUAAUGGCAGAAGAUAUAUACUUAUUCAAAGUUUUAUUAGAGCGUUUCAUCGAAAAAAUGCUUUUAUCAUGAAAUCUUUUAUAUAAUUUACCGAUCUCGUAAAUCGUUUACGGGAUAUUUUAAGAUGAAGUUGAAGAUUACCGUUUAAAAUUAAUUCCCAGAGACACGGCGGCGGGAAAAUUGCGUAGAGUAUCUGAAGCCGACGCUUAAAGGUUAAUCCAUCGUCGUGAGCCUAUUUUUUCUGAUAGCGCGUGAGAUAUGCGAGCGAAGGCAUGAAACACUAGCAUUUCUCUUGAUAGACAUAAGCAUUCUGUUAUACAAUUUUUUAUAAUCGUCUACGAGACGCUCCCUGUUAUAUUCUUAGGCAAUAGUAAUCUCGUGUCUAAGCGGGACAUGAGAUACGAUAAUUAAGCGUUUAAUUGAUAGGACGUAUCUACGGUCAUUGGUAUAAGUGUCGGUUACGCGCGCGAAGCGGCCAAGCGUGUUUAAUGACAUAUGUUGGCAGAGCCUUGGUGCAAGCGAGAUUUCCACAUCGAGAUAUCGAAAAUGCACAUCUGUUUGUAACUGCAAAGAAAUGCUUUUGUACAUUUAAAACGCCUUCUUUGCUCUUUGUAUAAAAAUGCUAUAAAGAUUCGUGCGAAAGAGACACAUCAUUUACUCGGUCGUGUUCAUAAAUUAUUAGGUUCAUGCAAAAGGAAACGGGAAGAGAUGUCGUCGAAUAAAAUUGAGAAUUAAAUUCAAGUUUCAUUAAUUGCUUCAAUUUUUCUUCACAUAAAAAAGUUUAACUUUUUUUCUAAUGUAAUUAAAAAAAAAACUGAAUUUAUUUUAAGUGGAAUUUAAUGAAAGAAUUUUUUGCAUUAACCUGGUAAUUACAUUGUGCCAUUUGAACACAUACACACACACAUGCACGUAAAGUAGAAUGUCGCUUUUGAAAACUUGCACGCGUAUCAGUGUCACGGACAAAUUGACACUUUCGUUGCACGCGUUACCGAAUAAAAAUCAAAUACUGGCGAUUCGAUUUGAGCUCACAUUUUAUGAGACGGCCAUAAUAUUAAACCUUCUAAGCUACAUAACAUCGAACGAUAUGCCAUCCUUUUUCCUUUCCGUUACCUUAUUUUACUGACGGUUACGCGUUAUAUGGAUAAGCGCAGCUUUAUCUGUAUAACAAUGAAAUAAUAGAAACAUACUAGAAGGUAAGAAGACAAUUUGCAAAGUGAAGUCGAUAAGUGUUUUAGCGUCCUAUCAGACUAUGUAUGUAAUGUACCAACCAAAAAAAAAAAAUGUUACCAAUGUCGAUGACUCUUACCCAUAACUUAUUGAUAAAAAGUAAUAACGAAAAUACAUACCGUUAAGACGAAUACGUAAAUACCACGAGAGAUAGUCAUCGUUUGUUGUAUGUUUUGAACAUAUGUAUAUGCAUAUACAUAUAUAAAUAAUAUGUAAACAGCCGGUGAUUUAGCGUUAUCACGCCUGUCGGCCAAGGGCGCAGAUUCCUCUGUUCACACUGUACGAUUUAGCAAUAAAUUUUAAUUUUCCCAACUCUGCCCGUCACAUUUUAUAGGGGAUGCCGUGGUAACGCCGAAUCACAACACACGUAGCUAAAGUGUAUCAAGUUGCGAGUAUAAGUAUACUUAUUUUCUCAGAAAGGAACACAUUAAAAUAUUAAAUAUUACAUAAUAUAUACAUAAUAAAAUAUCUCCAUUGUGUA
Monomorium pharaonis (pharaoh ant) is the source of this 8538-nucleotide messenger RNA. Its product is annotated as neuropeptide SIFamide receptor. NCBI's taxonomy places the organism in Eukaryota, Metazoa, Arthropoda, Insecta, Hymenoptera, Formicidae. Gene Ontology annotation, cellular component: membrane. Gene Ontology annotation, molecular function: peptide binding; neuropeptide Y receptor activity. Gene Ontology annotation, biological process: G protein-coupled receptor signaling pathway. The transcript has 3 exons. The record is from RefSeq and is a predicted model, not a curated record. Bases 742 to 2202 code for a protein of 486 amino acids.